AUGUUGGUAAAACCAUCUUUUGGUUUUAAUAAAAAUCGUUCUAAUUCUACUAUUAAAUCAUCAUUACCAUCAUUUUUUGAUAAUAAUCAGUUUCAAAAAUCAAAUGAACAACAGGAUCAUGAUCUUUUGGAAUUAAAUCGACAAAAACUUCAAUCUCUAAUAAAUGAUUCACAACCAAUUUAUAAAGCAUUUGCUUUACAUAAUUUUUAUCCUGAAACGAAUAGAGAAUUAUCAUUUAAAAAAGGUGAUACAAUACUUGUUAAACGUCGUAUUAAUGAUGAUUGGCUUGAAGGUGAACAUCAAGGUUUAACAGGAAUAUUUCCUAUUAAUCAUGUUGAAUUAUUUCCAUAUGAAAUAAUUGAACAAGAAAAUCCUAAUGAAAAAGAACAACAAAUAGAAGGUGAAGCUAUUGUUAAAUAUGAUUUUAUACCAGAGAAAACCUAUGAAUUACAAUUAAGAAAAGGUGAUAAAGUUAUUCUACUACGAAAAUUUGAUAAUGACUGGUAUGAAGGACGACUUAAUCAUGUUGAAGGUAUUUUUCCUGUUGAUUAUGUUGAAACCAUAAGAGAACCAAAGAGUAAAUCAUUAAAACAAUCUAAUCAAAAUGAACAUACAACAAAUACUAUUAAAAUGCCAAAAAGUGCAUUAAAAAAUUCUACUCGAUUACAACAAACAGCUACAGAAAAAAUAAAUAUUCUUCCAGAAUUAUCAAUACCAAUGCAGAAAUGUCAAGUACUUUAUGAUUAUACACCACAAAAUUCAGAUGAACUUGAAAUUCAUGUUGGAGAUAUAAUUAAUAUUGUUGAAAUAUGUGAUGAUGGAUGGUAUUGUGGAAUAAUGGAAAAAUCUAAUCAUGGAAAUAAUAUGGAAUUUGGAACAUUUCCAGGCAAUUAUGUUAAAUUAUUACCUGUUUGA
Messenger RNA from Rotaria sordida, 915 nucleotides. The record is from the annotation of a GenBank genome assembly. Lineage: Eukaryota; Metazoa; Rotifera; Eurotatoria; Philodinida; Philodinidae.